Danaus plexippus (monarch butterfly) is the source of this 1076-nucleotide messenger RNA. RefSeq names its product integumentary mucin C.1-like (gene IIM1). Lineage: Eukaryota; Metazoa; Arthropoda; Insecta; Lepidoptera; Nymphalidae. Gene Ontology annotation, cellular component: extracellular region. Gene Ontology annotation, molecular function: chitin binding. The record is from RefSeq and is a predicted model, not a curated record. The transcript has 3 exons. The coding region runs from base 115 to 993 and encodes 292 amino acids.
UUUGUAAUUAGCAAGAAUAGUAGACACUUAACGAUUGUGCUUUUGAUUAGACAGGUCGCGUAUAUAUAAUACUUACAAAGUGAAAAUAUAGAUAUUGGCUUAUAAAAUUUAAACAUGCAAGUCCUCAUAACACUUCUGUUGCUGACUGCGGCAACAGCGGAUAAAAUAUUCGACACUGAGUGCCCAUCGGAACAAGAACAGGACUGGUCUAUCGAGAAGUUGUUGCGUCAUGAUGAUUGUGAAAAGUUUUACAAAUGUACCUUUGGAAAACCAGUAGAAAUGUCCUGUCCAGCUGGUCUCUGGUUCAACCUCGACUUAUGGCAGUGUGAUUGGCCAGCUAAUGUAGACUGUACCGGCAGGAAUGAACCUACUCUUCCUCCACCGGAAACCACAUCUCCUAUACCAACUACACCAUCGCCCACAACACCUUCCACUCCUGCACCAACGACAACAACAACUACCACUACUACUACUACUACGACGCCUGCACCUACAACCACUACUACAACUACCACAACGCCGGCACCUACAACCACGACCACAACAACAACGACACCUGCACCCACAACUACUACAACCACAACUACACCUGCGCCCACAACCACAACCACCACAACUACACCUGCACCCACAACCACAACAACCACAACUACACCUGCGCCCACAACUACUAUAACCACAACGACUCGCAAAUGCAGCCCCAGAACUACGACAACACCUGUACCGACAUCAACAACAACAGUGGCACCGACUGAACCAGAUUUUUUGGAAAACGGUUGCCCAGUAAAUCCACACAUACAUUGGCUGCUACCUCAUGAGUCGGAUUGUAAUUUGUUCUACUACUGCGUUUGGGGAAGAUUAGUGCUACGGCAAUGUCCUGCAACUCUACACUUCAAUAGAGUUAUACAGGUCUGUGAUUGGCCUAACAAUGCUGGUUGUGCUAAGUCUUUCAACAAGGAUGCUGCGAGUAGAAGACAUUUUUUAAGGUUCUAAAAGACACGCCACACGACUUAAUUAUUUAUUAUGCCUCAAAGUAAUUACAAUAAUUUUAAUAAAUUUAUACUUUUAAAAUAUGA